Dermochelys coriacea (leatherback sea turtle) is the source of this 11111-nucleotide messenger RNA. It is a transcript of the gene UTP25, whose product is annotated as UTP25 small subunit processor component. Gene Ontology annotation, cellular component: small-subunit processome; nucleolus. Gene Ontology annotation, molecular function: U3 snoRNA binding; rRNA binding. The transcript is spliced from 12 exons. The record is from RefSeq and is a predicted model, not a curated record. NCBI's taxonomy places the organism in Eukaryota, Metazoa, Chordata, Testudines, Dermochelyidae. Gene Ontology annotation, biological process: maturation of SSU-rRNA from tricistronic rRNA transcript (SSU-rRNA, 5.8S rRNA, LSU-rRNA). Bases 1445 to 3343 code for a protein of 632 amino acids.
UAGACUUGCAAUGGGCCAGGGCGGAAAGUUGAAGUCCCACCACAUGGGAUUGCAGCCCUGAGCCCCACCACCCAGGGCCUGAGCAACAUAACUUCACAGUGCCCCCUAGGGUGUGAGGGGUCCCGGGCAUUUGUCCUUCUUGCUACCCCCUAACACUGCCUCUGGUUUUUAUGUGCAGAAAAACUGUUGUAGUGGCACAGCUGGGCUUUGGAGUUUUUUAUAGCGUACGGGAGGGGGGAGCUCGGAGAGAAAAAGCUUGAGAACCCCUGAUUAGAUCUUCACCUGACAAGUGCCUGUCUAUCCAGAUACACUAUUAUUAAAGCUUCUUCCCACCCCCACUCCCCCAUAGGACCAAACCUAUUUUUUGAGUGUCCUGUGCACAGUAAGAGGCUUGGUGGGUUUCAUUUAUUUUUUUCCUGGGGGAUGUUCACCCUGGCAGCAUCUUGCUUUCACAUGGAGAUCAGUGUUCUUAGAAACCUGUCAGGACUGCAGGUUGUGUGGCCAGCUAUGCACCUGGGGGAUGUGCUGAGGUCUGAUACCCCGUAGAACCAUCCUUAUCCAAGUUAGAGACUGUCCCUUCAAAUGAGUGAGACCAUGCAGGUCUGACUGGGAGCUCGUAAUAGAUAUGUUCCUAUGACUCUCUACAUGCUGUUACUGUCCCAUGCAGGGACAGGUAUAGUUUGAAUGUUUAGUCCAGUUUAUGUAGUGUUUGGCUCUCACGUAAUCGUGCUGAUUCAUCUGGUGAUUAAAUAUAAAGAUAUCCUUCACUGGUAUGGAAUUGAAUUGGUAGCCAGUAUGUUGUACAACAUUUGGCUUUGUGCUGCACAUUAGUUUUUUCUAGAGUGAAAGUGGUUCCCUACUAAUUCACUGAUCCUAUCUUAAUGCUGUAACUGCUAGUUUGCCUCAGUUAACUUUGUUGUAUAAACUUGUUUAGCUGAAUAAUUUUGUAGUAAAUUGGUGGCAUAUUGUUAAUGUUUGUUAGAGAAUUUGUCUGUCAGAAGCAACAGAGCAGAAUGCUUGGUUAUUAUGGCUUUUAUGAGAGACUUAAUAUAAUGGGGUCUUACCUCAUCUACUGUCAGACUCUGCAACUGCCUCAGUUCCUCUCCUUCCCCAGUCAAACCACCACAGCAGGGUUUCUGGAAGAGAAGAAACAACUGAAAUUUGUGAGCUGUCUGAGAAUUCGGAUCACUCAAGUGCAGAAAGUGAUGGAGAGAGUGAACCAGAACAGGUCUCCGUGUAUCACAAGCUACUAGCCACGUUCAAGACUGUUCCAGAUGCCAACAAUGAAGAAUAUGACGAAAAUGAGUCUGAAGAAAGUGAUGAAAGUGAUGAGGAAGAAACAGGCAGUGAAGAGUCUCAGGAGGGUGAAGAUGGAGAUUAUACAGCUGGUGAAGAUGAGAAUGAUGUGCAAGACCAGAAAGAAGCUAAAGACACAGCAAAGCAGAUGCUUGGCCAGGAGCAAGCCGAUGGAGCAGAUACCUCCAGUGACCCAAAACUUGGAGCAAGUGAAGAGUUCACCGAUGUGAAACAUGAAUCUGAAUUUAGCCUGGAAACCAAUUUCAUGGUCGAGGAGAGUGGUGAUUACAAUGCAGAUGAGAGGGAGAGUAGCUCUUCUGUCAUGGUUUCAGAAGAUCCAUUUAAGCAACAUAUGAACAAAGAACUGGAAGAAAAAGAAAUAGGAAACAUUUCAUCAAGUUCUAAAAGUACAAUUCAGCUGAAGUGGCCAACGCUGGGCCAGUUAGUUUUUUCUUCUUCGUUACAGCAGCCGAGAACUUUUAAGCCAGAUAAAGAAGCUGAUUUGAAACGGCUUCAUCUUCAUAAGACUUUAGAAUCCACCUGGCCAAAAGUGAACAGCCAGUUCUUAUCCACACUAACUAAACAGAACAAUCACCCGUUUACCCUGUUACAAAAGGAACUCUUUUGUAUUAUGAAUCAGUACAAGGACUUGUUCUACCCAGAAAGAACUGCUUUAGGGAAUGGGGAAGAAGUUCGUCAUGCUUACUGUCUGCAUGCAAUGAAUCACAUCCUGAAGGCAAAUGCCCAGGUUCUCAGCAAUAAUGCCAAACGAAGAGAUCAGAAGCCAGCCGUUGAUAAUGACGAUUUCAGGGACCAAGGACUCACCAGACCUAAGGUGCUGAUAGUAGUGCCCUUCCGUGAAUCUGCCUUACGGGUGGUGCAGAUUUUCAUCAGCCUCCUUGAGUCAGAGAGUAAAAAACGAAUAGAUGUAAGUAACAAAAAGCGCUUCAAAGGGGAGUUUGGUUCUGAUCCAGAUGAGAAACCUCCCAACCUGAAAAGACCUGAAGAUUAUGAAGCUGUGUUUUCAGGCAACAUCGAUGAUCAUUUCAGGAUAGGGGUUGCUAUUCUUCAAAAGAGCAUGCGAUUAUAUGCACCAUUUUACUCUUCUGAUAUCAUCAUUGCCUCUCCCCUUGGCUUGAGGACCAUUAUUGGGGCAGAGGGAGAAAAGAAGAGAGAUUUUGAUUUCCUCUCCUCGAUAGAAAUUCUUAUAAUUGAUCAAGCAGAUGUUUACCUGAUGCAGAAUUGGGAGCAUAUUCUGCACCUGAUGAACCACCUCAGCCUCCUUCCUUUGGAGUCCCAUGGUGUAGAUUUUUCACGAGUGCGCAUGCUGAAUCUGAAUAACUGGUCAAAGUAUUAUCGUCAAACGCUACUGUUUAGUGCUCUUCAAGAUCCCCAGAUUAACUCUAUCUUCAAUAAGAACUGCUUCAAUUACAGAGGCCAGGUAGCCGUAAGGAACGUACCCUCGAUUGGCUCCAUUAGCCAUGUUGUAGUACAGCUUCCUCAUGUCUUCCGAAGGCUGGAAGCUGAAAGUUCUGUUUCUGUAAUAGAUGAAAGGUUUCAGUUCUUCAUUGACAAAGUUUUGCCUGAGUAUCGUGAUGCAAUCAUGUCACAUACACUCAUUUACAUUCCAUCAUAUUUCGACUAUGUGCGUCUUCGAAAUUACUUCAAGAAGGAAGAGCUGAAUUUUACACACAUCUGUGAAUACACCAAAAGAUCUGGUAUCUCCAGAGCAAGACAAUUCUUCCUCAAGGGAGAGAAGCAGUUCUUAAUCUUCACUGAACGCUUCCACUUUUACAAAAGAUACCUAAUAAGGGGCAUCAGAAAUCUCAUUUUCUAUGAGUUACCGACCUACCCCCAUUUCUACAGUGAGGUUUGUAAUAUGCUGACAGCCACAGCCAGUGGAGAGGAAGCUACUUGGACUUGUACUGUUCUCUAUUCAAAGUAUGAUGCUCAGAAGUUGGCUGCUGUGGUAGGUGUAGAUCGUGCUGCUCAGAUGCUGCAGUCUAAGAAAAACGUGCACCUUUUUGUUACUGGAGAAAAUGAAUGAACAAAGUCAUGGACUGAGACUCUCUUGUUGUAUGGACUUGGAUCUUUUUGUCUAACAUGCACAUUGAUGCUGUUUUUUAAAUAAGCGUUUGGGGGAGGAGAAGAUGUAUCAAAAAUAUUUUGUUGGAACUUGUUUUACAGGGUUAGUUUGUGUAUUUAAAUACUCCCACUUAAGCCAAAGAGGGAAGUGAAAGGUGCCAUUUAAGCAAAGCACAUGUGCUGCUGCUUUUGUGUAAGUGCACAACCUUAAAAAAAAUUACUUUCCUGGCUAACUUACCCCCUAUGCUCUAUCUACAUCCUGGAAAAUAUUUAGUAAAUAGUUGCGGGGUGAAAAAUGCCUUGUCAUUAGAUGAUGCCACUCCCUUUCCCCCAUUCUCCGUUGUCAAAAGCUCCCUAUGUUCCUUCAUCAAAUGCAACUUUCCGCUGUCUCAUUCAAGGGGAAAUUCUUCCAGAUGUUGAGUGUGUUUAUGCAAGACAUUCUGCACUCCUUAUACCCCACAUUGCCCCUCAGUUGAGGGCAGGGGAUAGGCAGAGCCAUUAUUCGGGGGGGCUUCUGUAACCCAAGCAUGUCGUUGAGUGAGUAGCUGAAAACACCUUGACUUGGCCCUUUGAGAACAAUUUGGGGUAGGAGUUAAUGAAGCUUCACUCGGACUGAUUAAGUGGUCAAAAUUUCACCACAUUCCAUCUUUACAAUGCUAAUUUCAAUCCCAACGUUUGUUUUUUUUUAUUAACGCUAUACUUUCAAAGCUACAUGCACACCAUUGUUUUUCUGCACACUUACCUUAUGGGUGCAGAUCCCCAGUAGCAAUUCAAUUUAAUAUUGCACACCUAGUUACAAGAUCACCAAAGCACAGGCAUAGACUGCUGAAAACCAAUCCAAACUCUUCAUGGACAGUUUGCAAAAUUACUUUGAGUAUGUCUACACAGCAAAGAAUUACCUGCAGCUGGCCCAUGCCAGCUGACUCGGGCUGUGGGCUGUUUCAUUGCUGGGUGGACUUCAGUCUCAGGCUGGACCCUGAGUCUGGAACCCUUCCAGCCUGAGCCUGGAAGUCUACCCAGCAGUGAAACAGCCCUGCAGCCCAAGCCGAUGUGCCCUCGGCAGCUGGCAUGGGCCAGCUGCAGGUUUUUCUUUGCUGUGUAGACAUGCCCUUUAUGAGUUUCUGAAUGCCUCAAAGUCAGUGAUCUCAUUCCAUGGUUUGUUGUCCAAAGCCGUCAUCUAUGGAGAGCUGUGCUGCCUCUCCUUGUUUCCAGGAAUUGUGUCAUGAAAAGAAGCCAAAAAUAUAUCAAAUACUUUCCUAAUGUUUAACUUUUCCAUAUAAGCAACUAUCUGAUUGUGGAUGGAGGGGCUGGUGGUCUGUGUGAUCCAAAGUGGGAAGGGAAAUGCCCUCAAGCUGUCUAAGGUGUGGUCCAUGCUGUAAUAAAGUUUAAGGAAUCCCUCUCCUUUCCUUGAUCCUUAAUUAAAUUGAGUUGCUACAGGCUAAUAUAUAACAACAUAUAAUGUUUUGCUAUCUGCUCUCGAAAUAGUGGUUAGUGUAUAUAAACAGGGAAAAUUUAACUCCUGUAAACAAGUACAUAUUGUGGUAACACUGCAUAAUUUCAGCCUGUUCCCAUAUCAUAAUCAUUAUUAUAGUUGUCAGAUGUUUAUCUGAGGUUAUCAUCUGUUACUAUUGUAAGUAUGAGAUGUCAGUUCAGCCCUUUAGAAACACAAGUCUAUACAGCUGUUUGCUUUCUAUUUUAGUUAGGCACUAAGACCAGUUGCAAUGCUGAGCACUGUGGAGCCUGACUUUUAGGCACCUAGAAGAUGCUGCAAUCCACAGAGCCUGAGCUGGGUGCGUAGGCUCCAUUUACAAUGAAGGGAAGAGAUAGGUGCCUUAAAUUGAUAUGCAAAGGCAGCACACAGCUUAAGCUAGCCAAUGGGAGAUGCAGACCAGAGGGGUGUGUGAUAAGCCCUGCCCCUCACACAGAGAUAGGCACCUAGCUCUGCUUGAGAUCGAUGAAGCUGGGGGAAGAAAGGCUUUCAGAUGCCUAAGUCACAUGUUGGGCCCAAUUGGUAGGUAUGCUCAGAGGCUGCAUUGGGCCUCUCACACAAAACAUUCAGGGGCAAAGGCAAUCCCUUAGAACCUUUAGCCUAAUGGUUAGGGUACACUCACCCAGGAUCUGGGAAUCCUGGUUCAAGUCCUCCGUCCUCAUGACAGGGAGAAGGGAUUUAAAUGGGUCUGCACAAGUGAGUGCCCCAACCACUGGGCUAUGAGGGAACACCACAGCAGAAUAUCCCAAUCUCCUGUUUUGAAGUUCCACUUUAAUUCAUUAAUUGAAUAAUUAAAUAUUAAUUGGGCCAGUGAAAGCAUGAGUGACUCUAUAGCCUAGUGAUUAGAACCUCACUUGAUCAUUGAUCCCUGUUCCAAUCCCAUGUUCCCCUCAGGCAGGGGAGGGGGGGAGGACUUAAACUGAGGGGUCUUCCUCAUUCUCCACUAGGCUAAAGGUUAUAUGGGGGCUCCUCCUCUUCCCUCUCCCACCCUGACUCUUUUGUUUUGAACUCGCUUGCAGGGCCCGAUCCAGUCGGCAACCUCUCAACAUACCGACUGAGUUAGGCCUUGCAUGCGACUGUAGGUGACCAAACACCUAUCUUCCCUGGUUUGUGAAUCACUGUGGGGCUAAGGCAGGACCCAGGCACCUGGAGCGAGAUAGUUGUGCGUGUGCCCAGAAGCAAAAACUUCGGCAUCAAGUGACUGUAGUUGCCUACAGGGUUAGGUGGCAGCCAAGCAGGAAUUUUGUGGAUCACAGUGAUUCCUAAAAUGGGACUUGGGCACCUGAACACCUUUGGGGCUCAGACUCUAACUGGUUAUUGUUUAUACAUCUCUGUCCUUUAGCUCAGGAGUUGAAUGCCACUAAAGGCUAAGUUCUUUUUCCUUUUGAACAGCUGACGUGACAAAUCUUUGCCCUGUGGCAUUGCUUCUUUUUUUCUAUGUUUUCUGGACUUGACGGAGAUGUAUCCUGGUCGGGGGUCAUAAAAGCAGACAGAUAAAUGAGGAUUAAGUGUUUUUCCUCUCCAUUGGAUAUGCUUAUCACAGAGAAUAGCUGACCUCUGAGAAAGCUAAAGUAGGAUAACUACUUAAGGAGAUAAAGUGAUACAGUACAGCUCCUCUGCUAGCUGCAGUUUAAAAGACAGAAAGGUUAUUUGGCUAGAAUCUUAACGAUGAAAGGGCCUGCUCUUACUCCCAUUAAAGUCAAUGGCAAAGGCCCUAUUGACCUCAGUAGGAGCAGAGUGGGGGCCCUGAUUUUUGUUUAUCCCAAAGUCUUUUAUAUUAGUGCCACAUUAUUUUCUUUAUUCUUUAGAAAGGCUACUCAGGGCUGCCAAUUGUUGCAAAUCAGAACAUAGACACACACAAAUGCUGCAUCUUCAGAGAUGGUUUUGCUGACUAUAAAUUCUAAUCUAUUCUUAUUUUUUAAAAUUUAAUGGAUAAACGGGUUGAUUUACACCCAGCAGUUGUUAAAAGUUUGAUUUGGGACUAGCCUUGCAAAUCACACAGGUGGGAUUUUUCUAAAGCACUCAGCAUUGACCUAACUCUGCUCUGUCUGAAGUUGAUAGUAAAACUCCUGUUAACUUCAGUAGGAGCAGAAAUAGCCCAAUGUUAGUGAGCAUAUCUGUAAAUUCCACCCUUAGUCUAACGCUAAUGCAGAAUAGAGCAGCAUUGGUGCUUAAAGGCUUACAUCUGCUAGAAUGGAUGGCACCCCACCCCGUGCAAUCUGCAUCAUGUCGGUUCCCUAGCAUUGUUUCAGAACCAAUGUAUGUGUUUGAAUGGAGGGGCAUAUUCUGUGCUCAGCUACUCCUGUGAAAUCCCGUUGAUUUUCAACAUCACAUUGGUGGCUUGUGAACAGAGAUGUCAGUGAUUUUCAGUGGGUUUACAGUUAUGUGAGUGUUCAGUAGUAGCCCCAAAUACAGUGAGUUACCGUUCUAUGAGUGAAGCUGAGAAGAUAAUUUGGCCCAACAUGGAUGCGCAUACAUUAAUGCCAACACUCAAUAUGGGAAUUGUUCAGACUACAAUAAGCAAUUUAAAAAUCUAUAAUGUCAUGCAACCUGCUCCACAAGACUGGGAGAGGUGACUUCUGAAACCCAAAGGAAAUAAGAAUCCACGGGCCAAUUUCUGAUCUCAGCUACUUACUGUAACUCUGCUGUGACUCAGUUCAGAAUCUGGCUGUAUGUGCGCAUCUAGGUUUUCUGUCUUGCAUAUACACAUUGGUUAAUGAAUUGAAAUACACUAGAGUGCUGACAUCAAAUAGAAUAUGAGCGUAUGACACUGAGCGUGAUAUUUUAGUUUUCAGACUGGUUUAAAGAUUUGAUUACACAUCAUCUUAGCUUGAAAAAGCAUUCUCCAGUCAAGCCGUCUGACAAACACGCAGCUGUUUUGACCUCUCUUAUCUUGAGGAGACAAAGAUCUGUGUUCAUUGGUUCCAGAGACACAGUCACUCAGAAUCAGGGCUGUGGUACUGUUUUUUAAAAUCCUCUUGGCUCCAGGAGCUGCUCUGAAUAGUGAAAAUGAAUUCUGCAGGGUUUUGUUUUUUUUUUUUUUUAAAUUCUUAAUGAAAAAGAAUCCUGACACAACAUGAGAGAGUUAAUUGUCUGGCACCAGGCAUUGGGACAGCUGUUAAUGCGGUCGUGCUGAUGGUUUGCAUUAAUGGCUAGCUUUGGGGAAUUCUAACUCAAGGGUAGAAAUAAACACUGAUAAGAUGUUAAUUCCUUUUCAGGAUCUUCUGUCACCCUGUAAGUCCUAAAAAUUGUGAUAACCUGUAGAAAUUAUGUUUAAAUAUGUAUCUUUCUUUAUAUAGGAAUAUUGUUCCUCCAAUCAAUGAGCAGUAUAGUACUGUAUCCUAUUUCACUAGUAAAACUUAAUCAGGACAAUAAAUUCAUUAUGGUUUACUGUUGCUCCUGUUAAGGAUAUAUAAAAAAAACAACCAAUGCAUUUUUUUGAAAAAGUUAUGUGUAGGAUGAGAGGCCGGGCUUAUGAUGGAGUCUGAAUAGAUGUGGGGCUGAUAUAGGCACAGUCCUUGCACAGAGAUGGGGAAACUGACUCCUGAGGACAGACUACUAAAAUUUUGUAAUGCUGAUUGGAAGAUUUAGAGCAAUCCAUGUGAGAUGAAAACUAAAGCCUCCUUGUUAAUAACCGUGCAAUUAACAAUUAUUUUACACUUAGUGAAACCCAUUGUCAGGAUUUCUAAGCCUUACGUUCGUUAUGCUGGUGUGGUCUCAACCCUAGGGUUGUUUUUGUUUGGACCUGGUAGCCAAACUUGUCUGAUGGAAUGCUUUAAUUUGCAGCAGGAUUAUUCAGAAAGCUUCAAUGCCUCCAUUUUGAAAAGCAUAUCUUAAAGUGAAAGGAUGAGGACUGAGACAAUUAAAAAGGUGUAUAAGCAUUUGCAAGGCAGCCUUAGAGACAGAGCAUACAGUGCAGUCUGCUGCAGUGAAAGCUUCCCCCCACGUUGGGUGUGAUCCUCAUCUCCACUCCAGCCCCCUUUAUAUGGGGUUAAAGAACUGGAGUGGUGUAAAGGGACACUAAGCUCCAUAUCUGUCUAGACAAGACUUCCUCCAGCACAGGUAUUGUGGAGACAGCCAUAGGGCUUUAUUUAGAGGACCUACUCACAGGUCAUGGUGGAGUGGGUGUAGUGGGGCUGCAAUGGAAGGGUGUGUUGGGGUGCGAAUCUCAGCUUACAGCAUUGUGGAGAUUCCAGGCAGCAUUGUGAUCUAUGGGGAGGCCCAAAGAGGCUACUGUAACUCAGGCAGGCUCCUAGAGCUGUCUGCAGAGCUUCUUCAGCCCCUAGUCCCUGGAACAGCCCAGGACUGAGAGUGCACAAAGGUGGCUUAAAGCCAGCCCAGGCCUUUUAGGGUAUGUGUACGCUGUAAUGUAAGCCCAGAGUUAGUGGAACUCUAGUCCGUAAACCUUGUGUUUGAGAGCCCAGGGCUUGAGCAUCUGCAUUGUUUGCUGACCCUAGGAUGCGGAUUUUUGAACCCGGGCUUCAGCAUCCACACUGCCCUACACAGGUUUGAGUACAACCAACUGUAUCCCCAUACUUCCUAGCACCCUCCCAAAAUGGGGCUGCUCUAGCCCUUUAUUUGUGGCAUAGUGUGGGAAAACUUGACUGUCUGUCCACCCGCCCCCUCCUUCCCCACCCCCCAUCUUGGCAAGUUUGAUCAGUCCAUCAAAGCAUGCCGCCAAGCUGUCAUUUUGUUCUGCAUCCUCACAGCAACCAAAGCCAACAACAUGGAGCAGCUGCCUUUUGCAGAACUUCUCUUGGUUGUGCUUUCAAUCCUGUUUCAAGAAAUGGACCGAGUUUCCACAUUCCGGCAGUGGUUUCUGACUCACCAAAGGCUCCCAAAGAGCUAAUGACGGAGGAGGACACAGACAUGGCAGACUUGAACUGGUUGAUGCGGCUCAUGACACUUGGUAUAGACGCUGAUGCCCCAUGCGUAGACCAAUGCUUCCAGAGCAGGGCCAUAGGCACAGGCUGGUGCAAUCACAUCCUCUUGCAGACCUGGGAUGACCUGCAGUGGGUCCAGAACUUUCACGUGAGGAAAGCUACAUUUCUGAAGCUUGGUGAGCAGCUUGCCCCAGCCCUCCAAUGUAGAGAUAUACACACAGGAGGGAGGCCAUGCUGGUCCAGAAGUGGGUUGCUAUAGUUGUUUGGAAGCUGACUGCGCCAGACUUCUCCGGGUUUGUUGCCAACCAGUUUGGCGUUGAAAAGUCAACUGUGGGUAAAGUGGUGGUGGAAGUUACUGAGGCAAUCAGGCGUGUGGUUUAUCCCAGGUGUGGGGCAUAAAAGAUAUUCCUGAAGGAACUGCUGGCUCUGAGAGAAUGGGGUUUCCAAACGGUGUUGGGGCCAUUGAUGGAGUUCAUGCACCCAUAGAUGUUUUUUUUUGUUUUUUUUUUUUUUCCUUCUCAAGGAGCAUGAGUACAUAAACCGGAAAGGGUACUGCAGGCUCUUGUGGGCCACGGAGGCUGAUUUAUGAACGUCAGCGUGGGCUGCACUGGAAAGUUUCAUGAUGCCAGGGUUUUCUGCCAAUUGGGACACUAUUCCCACCAAAUAACAAUGUCAUAAAUGGAGUUACUGUCCUCACUGUUAUUUUUGGGGGGCCCUGCUUACCCCCUUUUGCCUGGGCUUAUAAAACCAUGCCAUGAUCUCAGAGGACCUGGCAAAGAAGGUUUAACUGCAUUCUCAGCGGGUGUAGAAUGGUGGUUGAAUGUGCGUUUGACGGAUUGAAAUCCACUGGUGUUGUCUAUAGACCCAUUUGGAUUACAGUGCUGUAGCUUGUUGCGCUAUUCCUGAUCUUUGUGAUGCCAAAGGUGAGCCAUUUUCCCCCCUCCGCAGACCCAUGACAGCAGUGGGAUUGCUGAACCAGUACUCUCAGCCAGAAAGUGCACCUAUCGCAGCUGCACCUGUAUGCACCCAGGCAACAGAAAUUAGGAUGCUCCCACAUCAUGGAUUUACAUGGAAGAGGGAGACUAGUACCGCUAUGAAUGUGCUUAUGCACUGCUUACAGUACAUUAGGUUGAGAGGUGGGGGUUUGAUUGCCAUGCAUUGUACUUAUGGGUGACAUGACCACUUGUGACAUAGGGCAGGGGGGAGAACUGGAUUUAGAUUCUGUAUUGACAAGUGGUGUUUGCAUACAACUUCAGAGUUGUCCCUUGUAAUGUGUUUAUUAUUUGGAAUACACAUUAUGUGUUGCAGUGAUAAUAGAAUUUCUUCAUAAAAUAAAAAACUUUAUUUUUGAACAUUUA